ACUCAAAUCUUACAGAUCUAGGAUUAGGUGAGAUUGUGAAGAAAAAUUCAAGCAAGUAUUGCCUUUCAGACAUACACAGAACACCGUAGCAAUGGAAUCAACCGGAGUUCCUUCAACAUCGACGGAGUCUAAGACGGGAGCCAAUAUUCCAUCCGAAAAUUCUUCUAGUUAUCCAAAUUGGUGGCCGUAUAUGUCUUUGUUCCCCACACCAGUAAUUGAACCUCUGGAGCUACAUUUAUCCCCGGAGGAAAAUACGCAUGGUUUAUCAACUACCAUGAUUGAGAAGAGAUGGAGAAUAUUCUUUAGACUUCUCCAACGUAGUGAGCCCUUACAUUGCUACAUAUUGGAGAUGCACGAGGUUGAUAGCGGAAAGCUUACUAGGUAUGAAUCAACAGUCCAUGCACAUGAAGUAACUACAAGGAUUGUAGCCAUGGGCGAACAUAUAACAACAAUGCCCAUGGUUCAAAUAUUUAACCCUGUCCAUCUUCAACGAAGGAGCAUGUUAACCAUAAGUAAACGCUUAGGGAAUUGGAUCGUGGAGCAGCGCAAGUCUAACGAUUCAGAACGUAGGGACAAGUAUUACAUUCAUACUAUUAUGGGGAAAAAGUUCCGAUCAAUAAAUGAAGUCAUGACAUUUAUAUUAUGCGAUGUCUUUGUUGAAGAUUUGAAGAUGGGAUAAGGUAAUAGGAUUUCAGAAGGUUGCCUAUUUUGGGUUCACUAUAUCUAGAUAAUUUUUGUAAAAUAAUGCUUAUGGUUAAGAAAGGUUGAGGAGAAUGUGAGUUUUGUAUAACUUAUUUAGUGUAAAUUAUUCAUGUCAUGUUAAUGUUGUUUUAUCAACACCUCCCAUUAGUUCAUAAUAUUAUUGUUGCAAUGUAAAUUAAGUAAAAUGAAAUUUGUGUUUGU
Andrographis paniculata is the source of this 903-nucleotide messenger RNA. RefSeq lists its product as uncharacterized. Lineage: Eukaryota; Viridiplantae; Streptophyta; Magnoliopsida; Lamiales; Acanthaceae. The record is from RefSeq and is a predicted model, not a curated record. Bases 92 to 679 code for a protein of 195 amino acids. Gene Ontology annotation, molecular function: DNA binding. The transcript has 7 exons.